Haplochromis burtoni (Burton's mouthbrooder) is the source of this 1551-nucleotide messenger RNA. Its product is annotated as galaxin-like. The record is from RefSeq and is a predicted model, not a curated record. The transcript has 5 exons. NCBI's taxonomy places the organism in Eukaryota, Metazoa, Chordata, Actinopteri, Cichliformes, Cichlidae. Bases 1112 to 1522 code for a protein of 136 amino acids.
ACACACACACACACAUGUACACACACACACACACACACACACACACACACACACACACACACACACACACGAAGAUUUGAGCUUGGAGUGUAUGUUCGACAUGAUUUAUUAGUGAGUUUUUACAACAUAAGUCAAGCCUAAUGAGUCAGCGGUAAAAUAAUCUACUGGACGAGUGGCCUGGGAUGGAGUCGAAUUCACGUCCUUGAUGAUCUUUUUGUUUUCCUGUCCCUCCCUGUCUACAAUGCUAUCACACCAGAUGGAUUAAAUGGAAUGAAGGACCUUUACUUUUAACGGUUUUUUCUGUCUUUUUCUUUUUUCUUUUUACUUUCUAAAUUGAUUCAGCAAUAUUUUCCUCGGGGAUUGGAGUAUGUACGGUAUGUAAGUUAAAAUAAGAAUCCUAUUAUUAGAAGGACUGCAUGUAGGGCGCAGCGCUCCCCAUGACAAACAGAUGGGGACUAGCAGCAUUUGGGUAGCUCUCGUCAGCAUACGACAAUCGUUAACAUGUCACACACACACAUGUAGACAAUAUGGUUCAGCCCAUUUCAAAGACGAUCACUUUUCAAACACCCUGUCGUCACUUCUAAGAAGAUUUCAUCAUCUAAAACAUGUAUCAAGCUGAAUGAAAAACUGAAUUUUCACAAACUAACUCCCAUGGAUGACUUGGGAACUGCAUCAAAGUAAAAUGCUGCAGUAACAGACAGAUAAAAGUGUUCACCAUCAGAUCUGGACUAUCUAAAAAAUUGAACCCACCAACAGGACAGGAAAGCCAGGUUCCCCUAAUAAAUCUUCAUCUCAGUGGGAUCUAUUUCAGGUAUAGAAAUCAGUGCACACCUGAGUGCGGUGUGUUUAAAAUUGGAAUCUAUAUUGUCUAGAGCAGCUGCAUACUUUAACAACUGCAUGUUACAAGUCUUCUAUUGUUGCGGAGCUUCUUGGUUUGCAUACCAUGUAAUCAAGCGCUCUGGUUGUGUGCCCCCGCUACCUUGACCCUCUGGUUAUAAAUGACAUAUUUUUAGGCGUUAUUACGUGGGGGGUGGGGCUAAUUAGACUAUUUAGCCGCAUAUGUUUGCCUCUCAGACUCAAUGGGAGACACAUUCUCCUAAAAGGAUUACAGAUGUACCUGCUUCAGACUCUCGGGUUUGCUUGGCUGACUUUUGGAUUCUCUACUGAUUGUGUUUCUGCCGCAGGAGCAAACGCAGCCUCCAGAAACGACUGUGGAAAAGACUGCAAUGGGACAAAGUAUGACACACAAGAAGCUGCUUGCUGUGGAAACAAACUUUACCCAGGGGCGAGUCUGUCUUGUUGUGGAAAGGAACCUUACAAUCCUGAAAAAGCAACCUGUUGCAAAGUACAAGACGGAAACACUCUCAGAGCCAAUAUUACUCAUGGUCUGAGUGAAAAGGUGUCCAACUGCUGUGGGCUGAAGCCCUACAACCCUGUCAAUGAAAUAUGCUGUCAAUCAACCAUCACUGCAAAACGUGGACCAAUGGCUGAAUGUUGCGGUAAAGGUGAGCAGACACACUGAUGAAAAACAUCAUAUUAAGCAUAUAUUAU